Molecule: messenger RNA, 1862 nt
Organism: Asparagus officinalis (garden asparagus)
Lineage: Eukaryota; Viridiplantae; Streptophyta; Magnoliopsida; Asparagales; Asparagaceae
Product: probable sodium/metabolite cotransporter BASS4, chloroplastic
Exons: 16
Coding region: 88-1449 (453 amino acids)
Cellular component (GO): chloroplast envelope
Source: RefSeq, a predicted model, not a curated record
UAUGAAGUCCGUUUCCUUCUCUCGUUUUUCUCCGUCGCUCACUCUGACUCCCCACGCUUCGCUCUCUCCUGCUCGAUUUUAUCCAUCAUGUUGGCGGGAGCGCUGCAAACCCUAGCUCCCAGGCCUUGGAUCGCCACCGGGAGCGGAAUUUUCCGGCGACGAAUGGGCUGCUAUCCCCCUUCUCUUCUCCGGUCUUCCGGCGAUUUCGCCCUUCCUGCGAGUCGCCCAUCGCUCAUUGGCGAAAUUCAACCAGUUUCUCGAUCGAUUAGGGCAACAGGAGGACCCGAUCAGGUGUUCAUACCUGGCUGGAGAUUAUUCACACUUCAGGUUACUGAUGGUGGGAGUUAUUACUCCAGGGAUUCCAGUUCUGCUAAUGUCUCAAGUUGGACACGUGCUUUACUAAACUUUGCAGUAACCAACUUCCUCCCAAUAGCUCUUAUCAGCGGCAUAAUAUUAGGGCUUGCAAAUCCUACUCUUGGAUGUGUUGCUCACAAAUAUUCAUUAUCAAGAUUCAGCACCUUUGGUAUUUUUGUCAUUUCAGGGCUCAUGCUGCGAAGUGGGGAAAUUGGUGCAGCUUUGGGCUUGUAUGAUUCAUUAUUUUUGUGUCUAAUACUCAAAGAAGGGUUAUCUAUGGUGGUGAUCCUUGUUACGAUUCUGUUUCUCAGUCCACUUGUUUCGAGACUCAUAUUACAAGUUCAGUUGUAUCCUCCAGAAUUUGUCAUAGGAUUAGCCAUUUUUUGCUGCAUGCCCACAACAUUGUCAAGUGGCGUUGCUUUGACAAAUCUUGUUGGGGGGAAUUCUGCCCUUGCUCUCGCAAUGACAGUAAUCUCCAAUUUACUAGGCAUCAUUUUUGUACCUUUUUCUCUUUCUAAAUUCAUUGGAGCUGGAGCUGGGGUUGCAAUCCCAACAGCAGAAUUGUUUAAAAGCCUUAUCUUGACGCUUUUGGUUCCUCUGAUUCUGGGGAAGGUUCUGCGUGAUGCCUUUGAGGGGGUGGCAGAAUAUGUUGAUCGAAAUCGUCGAUUCUUUUCAAUGAUGAAUUCCGCUCUUCUUAGUCUUGUGCCAUGGAUACAAGUUAGCAAGUCAAGGCCUCUAUUCCUUACAGUUACACCCACGGCUUUUGCUAUUGCCAUUAGCAUGGGAUUACUGCUACAUCUUACUCUGUUGGCCUUCAAUACCGUUCUGGUAAAGAUACUCUCAGCACUGGCUGAUGGUAAAGAAUCAGUUUUUUCAAAGAAAGAAAAUUCACGAGCUGUUAUUCUUGUUGCCAGCCAGAAAACUCUGCCUGUGAUGGUAGCUGUUGUGGAUCAGCUCAAGGGAGCUUUAGGAGAACCAGGUCUGCUAAUACUUCCAUGUGUCGCUUCACACAUUAAUCAGAUAAUUAUCGACUCAUUUCUUGUGAACAUAUGGCUUCGGAAGGAUCAAAUAACUGCUAAAACAAAGGAAACCUAAGGUCUCGGAAGUGUAAUUUUGGUUAUGAAGAAACUUGAAUUGCAAGUUGAAAUGUGAACUGAUUGUGCAUUUAUCAUGAAGGGAAACUAGCUCCUAUUCAUAUAUGAGUUGCAUGUCUGAGUGCAAAUGAAAGUAUCAAGUGUAGUUUGUCCAUGGGCUACAGGUGCACCAUGCCAGAUAUAGGAUGCUCGUCGGCCAAUAGAAUGUUGCUGUUCUGGUCAUUUCAUGUUAAUAGGAGUUGUAAAGGAUUGACGCUGGUCCGUCCAAGACUAGAGUGUUUUCCUAAUGAAAUUUACACUGUAACAAGGGUAAUCUUGAGUAGACCCCUGUUUUAUUGCUCAAUUAUGGAUAGGCCCUCUGUAAUUCUGUUGUUGCAGACAUUCCAAACUAGUGGGAAAUCCUACUCUUUUACC